CCCGGAGGGCGGCCGGUGGGUGGGAGCCCGCCUGUCCCUGUCAGCGGCUUCUCCCUAGGGUGGCAUCUCUCUCAGUGAAGUCCGCCCCGGCUCCUCUCACUGUUCUUCUGCCGCUAGACUCGGCGCUGUGACGCCAGGAGGGCAGGGCUAGCUCGCUGUUCGGUUCAUGACUGUCUCUAAUAGUUCGAACGGCGCCAGGUGCGCGGUCAUGGAGGACACUCAGGCUGUUACCUGGGAGGUUGAAGAAGAGGAGGAGACAGAGAGACCCAGUGACUCCUUGGGGUGUAGCCUGGAGCCCCUAGGACGACUGCAUGUCUUCAGUAGUGCCCAUGGACCAGAAAAAGAUUUCCCACUCUACCUCGGGAAAAACGUGGUAGGCCGAAUGCCUGAUUGCUCUGUGGCCCUGCCCUUUCCAUCCAUCUCCAAGCAACAUGCAGUGAUUGAAAUCUUGGCCUGGGACAAGGCACCUGUCCUCUGGGAUUGUGGGAGCCUCAAUGGUACUCAAAUCCUGAGGCCUCCUAAGUUCCUGAGCCCUGGGGUGAGUCAUCGUCUGAGGGACCAGGAGUUGGUUGUCUUUGCUGACUUGCCCUGCCAGUACCAUCGCCUGGAUGUCUCCCUGCCCUUUGUCUCCCGGGGCCCCCUAACUGUAGAGGAGACACCCAGGGUACAGGGAGGAACUCAACCCUGGGGGAUCCUAUUGGCUGAGGACUCAGAAGAGGAAGUAGAUCCUCUUUCUGAAAGGCAUGUGGUGAACGAACCAAGGACCAUGUUCUCCCCUUUGGCAACAGUCGUUCCAGAGAGUGAUGAAGAGGGGCCUUCUUCUGCCCCAGAUGGUCCUGGGCCACCUUAUGCCUUCAACUUGGACAGUGACACAGAUGAGGAAGGAAGUCAGCAGCCAGCAGCAGGGUGGGCCUCCGCAGCUGCCACAGGAGAUGCUACCGCAGAGACAGGGCAGCCUGAGGCUGUCAGGACUGAAAUCCAGGUGGAAAAGGACCCGUCUUUGGGGCAGGAGAGGAACAGUAACCGAAGAGUCAAGAGAGAUGCAAGCAAUGGGGUGAUUCUGGAGAGGAGCCCGCCCCCUGGGGAGGACAGUGAGACAGAUGUGGAGGAUGAGAGCAGGACUCCAGGAAAGCCAGCUGAGGGUCAUCUCGAAAGGGCCCAGCCUUCUGGCUUCAUAGACAGUGAUACUGACGUGGAAGAAGAGGGGAUUCCCACGACCCCAGCUGUGGUGCCCGUGAAAAGAAGGCAGAUCUUCCAUGGAGUUCAUGCAGAGAGCCCUGGGGGACCUGACCUGGCACAUCUUCACGAAAGCCCGGCUGGCAGUGAGACAGAUGUGGAGGAGGCUGAGGCCCCACGCACGGUCCCUCUGGAGCGAAGCCAGGCCUCCAUGGUGAGCAGCAAUGUAGAUGAUGAGGAAGGAGUGUCAGCAGCACUCACUUUGGUGCAUCUGAAGGAGAGCCGAGCCGCUGCCUGGAACAGAGAUACAGAUGUGGAAGAGGACCGAGCCCAGCCUCCGACUUUUCCUGAGCAAAGCCAAACCUCUGCUGGGAGAGACAGUGACACAGACAUGGAGGUGGAGGGCUUCCCCGUGGAAAAGAGAGGCUACGUUCCCAAGAGUCACACGGACAAAGCUCAGCCAGAAAAGAGCCCGCCUCCUUUCAGGGACAGUGACAGAGACGUGGAAGGAGAGAAGAGCUCACCCGGAGCCCUGGAGAGAAGCCAGGCCUCUGCCACAGUGGGCAUCAACACACACGUGGAAGAGGAAGUCUCCCCGGGGCCAGCUGUUACACUCCCAGAGAAGCAGGAGGUGCCCGUGGCAGGCACAAGUCCAACAAAUGUGGAAGCAGAAGGGGGCCCAGCAAAGCUGCCUGCCCUGCACCUAGAGGAAGCCCGGCCUCCUCCAGGUGGGUGCCGUGGAACAGGUGCUGCGGAGGGUGCGUCCUCCACAGUGGCAGGUGGAAGAAAGAGCCAGCUUCCAGCAGAAGGGGAUGCUGGGAGGUGGGUGGUUCCUGUCCUUCAGCCAGAGAGAGCUCUGGAGGCGGCAGCCCAGGGUGGGUCACCUUUAGCACAAGUAGAACAGGACCAUCUCCUUGUCUCAAGGGAGAACCUAACAGAUCUCUUGGUAGACACAGGUACUGCAGGGGCACCCACCCAGGCACAGAGAAAGGGAGCCCAGCCCCCCAGAGAAAGUGGGGGAGAACCACAUGUGGACAUGACCAAGGACUGUGGACACAGCCAUGAUGAUUCUGAAGAUCUAGACCAACAAGCUACCCAGUGCUUUGUGGAGAGAGAGAACCAGAGCCUGGAAGCAGUCCCGAGCAUGGAGGAUGAGCCCACCCAGGUCUUCCUGUUUGCUCCACCCCAAGAGCUUGGCCCUUCCCAUUGCAGCUUCCAGGCCUCAGGUGCCCUGGAUGAGCCUUGGGAAGUCUUGGCUACACAGCCAUUCUGUCUAAGAGAAUCUGAGGCCUCUGAGACCCAGCCCUUUGCUACCCACCUGGAGGCCCAUGGGUCUUGCCCCUUGUCACCCAGGCCAACACCUCAAGACCAACAUCUGGAAAACCCAUUUCACACAGAGCCAUUGGGGAUUCAAGGCGGAGGGUUGCAGACUUCGGAGAAAGGCAUGGGACCCCUGAAUUGCAAGAUGUCCCCGGCUGAGAAGGCUUCUAGGGGUGAUCCAGGAUCCCUAGAUGUUUGUCUGCCUCCAGCAGUCCCUGAAGCCUCAGCCCCAGUCCAAAACCCCCUCAUCCCUCAGAGCCAAAAACAUCUUGCUUCUCAGCCCCUCUUUGCUCCAUCUCCACCUUUAGAGUCGCCCAUUCCCAGCUCCAGGCAAAAUGGGAGUCAGGAAGCUCUGGAGGAUCCCUUGUCCUCAGAGCUGGACCCUCUGCAUGCAGAAUCCAAAUGCAGGCCCCAGGGGUGCUCCAGGGUGACACCCUCUCCAGCUUCUGUAGCCCCUGAGCUCCACCCUGCCCCCUCCAGAGAGCAGCCUGCCCCCCCUGAACCCACAUCUCGGGCCACGCGGGGCAGGACACAUAGGGCCUCUGUCGGGACCCCUGAAACGACUGUCCCCACAGACCAGCCUGUCCCCCCUAAGCACACAGCUCGGGCCACGCGGGGCAGGACACAUAGGGCCUCUGUCGGGACCCCUGAACCGACUGUCCCCACAGCCCCUGACCUUGAACCUCCGACCCCUACAGACCAGCCUGUCACCCCCGAGGCCAUAGCUCAGGGUGGUCGGAGCAGGACACUGAGGUCUACAAGAAGUGCUGUGCCAGUUCCUACCACCCCUGAAUCCCAGUCUCCUUUCCCCACAGACCAGCCUCUUCCCCCUGAGCCCAUCCCUCAAGCCAAUUGUAGCAGGAGGCCAAGGCUCGCUAGGCAGCCCCUCGCAGCUCCCAUUGUCUAUGAACCCUGCUCUGCACCCCUUGAGCCUAACGCCUGGCCCUCAAGGAGCCAAAGGCAAGGAGCAGUGAGAGCAACCAAGUCCCUUAGGACCAUUCCUGAGCCUGCCUUUGCCCAGCUUCCUGGGGCACCCACUCAUGCUCUCCAGAUCCAAAAGGUAGAGGCAACAGGUGGAUGUGAGUUCAGCCCAGGGUCCCAGCCUAAGGCCUUUCAAAACCACACGAAGCCUUCAGAUGCUCUGGAUUCACCCCCACUUCCAAAACGGCUGCGAAGAGAAGUCCCUCAGAAGACAGUGGUCCUCAAGGAAGAGGAGGAAGAGAAGCCAGGGAAGGAAGAGGAUGUGGUGAUGCCAGGACCAGGCAAGAGAAAGAGAGACCGGGCUGAGGAAGAACGCAAAGGAAUGCCAGUCCGUGGCCUCCGACGGACUAAACCUAACCAUGAGCCCGCAGCCCCCAAAGUGCUCUUCACAGGAGUGGUGGAUGCCCGUGGAGAGCAGGCAGUGGUGGCCCUGGGGGGAAGUCUGGCCAGCUCAGUGGCAGAGGCGUCCCACCUGGUGACUGAUCGAAUCUGCCGGACAGUCAAGUUCCUGUGUGCCCUGGGGCGGGGGAUCCCUAUCCUCUCCCUGGACUGGCUGUACCAGUCCCGCAAGGCCGGUUGCUUCUUGCCCCCGGAUGACUAUGUGGUGACUGAUCCUGAGCAGGAAAAGAACUUUGGCUUCAGCCUCCGUGACUCCCUGAGCCGGGCUCGUGAGCGAAGGCUGCUAGAGGGCUAUGAGAUUCAUGUGACUCCUGGAGUCCAGCCACCACCACCCCAGAUGGGAGAGAUCAUCAGCUGCUGUGGAGGCACUGUCCUACCCAGCAUGCCCCGGUCCUACAAGCCUCAGAGAGUUGUGAUCACAUGCUCCCAGGAUGCCCCUCGAUGCACUGCGCCUUUCCGGCUUGGGCUGCCCAUCCUCUCACCAGAGUUCCUGGAGUUUAAGGGAGUGCUGAAGCAGGAAGCCACGCCAGAGGCCUUCGUUCUCUCCACUUUGGAAAUGGCAUCCCCCUGAAGACCCCUCCCCAGGACCCUUUUUCUUCCCAGAUCAGUAAACAGAAGACACUGGGGAGAAGAACUUAGGGCUUUAGGAAGGAUUGGGGUGUACUGAUCUGAUUUGUCUUGAAACAUGAGUGGGGCUGAAAAAGCUUAUAGGAACACAAAGAUAGGGAGGUUGGGAGCCACAGAUACCUUAAGUGUGCUCAUCUUGAGGUGGACUGAUGUACCUACUGCUCAGUGCCCUGCCUCCCAUUUGGAAGCCAUCUCACUUCUCUUUGUUAUUGGAAUUCUUACUUAUCCUCCAAAACAUAGUAGAAACAAUUUCAAUGCCAGAAACUUGAAGGGAUGCUUGGAGUGAGUUAGUUUGAGGGUGGUUAAGGAAUGCUACAAAAAGAUUUACUUCUCUCCUGGCCCCAUCUUGUUAGAAGAUCCUUUAGCUUGGACUUUGAGCAAGUCUCUGCACUUUUUCAGGCCUGCUUUUCCAGUAUGUAUCAAAUUAGAGCUUAGGCUUAAACUUUAUGAUAAAUAAAUAUUCACUCUGUGCCUUA
Messenger RNA from Myotis davidii, 4979 nucleotides. RefSeq names its product mediator of DNA damage checkpoint 1 (gene MDC1). The record is from RefSeq and is a predicted model, not a curated record. Gene Ontology annotation, cellular component: nucleus. Lineage: Eukaryota; Metazoa; Chordata; Mammalia; Chiroptera; Vespertilionidae. Gene Ontology annotation, molecular function: protein binding. Gene Ontology annotation, biological process: positive regulation of transcription initiation by RNA polymerase II.